This is a messenger RNA of Lemur catta (Ring-tailed lemur), 1398 nucleotides long. Its product is annotated as keratin-associated protein 10-4-like. The transcript is spliced from 4 exons. NCBI's taxonomy places the organism in Eukaryota, Metazoa, Chordata, Mammalia, Primates, Lemuridae. The record is from RefSeq and is a predicted model, not a curated record. Gene Ontology annotation, cellular component: keratin filament. Bases 1 to 1398 code for a protein of 465 amino acids.
AUGGCCGCGUCCGCCGUGUCCGUCUGCUCCAGCGACCUGAGCUACGGCAGCCGGGUCUGCCUGCCCGGUUCCUGCGACGCCUGCCCCGACUCCUGGCAGGUGGACGACUGCCCAGAGAGCUGCUGCGAGCCCCCCUGCUGCGCCCCCAGCUGCUGCGCCCCGGCCCCCUGCCUGACCCUGGUGUGCAGCCCAGUGUGCUGCGUGUCCAGCCCCUGCCAGCCAGUCUGCACCAGCACCUGCACGCCCUCGUGCUGCCAGCAGUCUAGCUGCCAGCCGGCUUGCUGCACCUCCUCCCCCUGCCAGCAGUCCUGCUGUGUGCCCGUGUGCUGCAAGCCCGUGUGCUGUGUGCCCGUGUGCUGCAAGCCCGUGUGCUGUGAGCCCGUGUGCUGCAAGCCCGUGUGCUGUGUGCCCGUGUGCUCUGGGGCCUCCUCUUCAUGCUGCCAGCAGUCUAGCUGCGAGCCAACUUGCUGCAACUCCUCCCCCUGCCAGCAGUCCUGCUGUGUGUCCGUGUGCUGUAAGCCCCCUAUCUGCUCCGGAGCUUCCUCUUCAUGCUGCCAGCAGUCUAGCUGCCAGCCGGCUUGCUGCACCUCCUCCUCCCCCUGCCAGCCCUGCUGCGAGCCCCCCUGCUGCGCUCCCAGCUGCUGCGCCCCGGCCCCCUGCCUGACCCUGGUGUGCAGCCCAGUGAGCUGCGUGUCCAGCCCCUGCCGACCAGUCUGCACCAGCACCUGCACCUCCUCCCCCUGCCAGCAGUCCUGCUGUGUGCCCGUGUGCUGCAAGCCCGUGUGCUGUGAGCCCGUGUGCCCUGAGGCCUCCUGUUCAUGCUGCCAGCAGUCUAGCUGCCAGCCAGCUUGCUGCACCUCCUCCCCCUGCCAGCAGUCCUGCUGUGUGCCCAUGUGCUGCAAGCCCGUGUGCUGUGUGCCCGUGUGCUGCAAGCCCGUGUGCUGUGUGCCCGUGUGCUCUGAGGCCUCCUCUUCAUGCUGCCAGCAGUCUAGCUGCCAGCCAGCUUGCUGCACCUCCUCCCCAUGCCAGCAGUCCUGCUGUGUGCCCGUGUGCUGCAAGCCCCCCGUGUGCUGUGAGCCUGUGUGCUCUGGGGCUUCCUCUUCAUGCUGCCAGCAGUCUAGCUGCCAGCCGGCUUGCUGCACCUCCUCCCCCUGCCAGCAGUCCUGCUGCCGCCCAGCCUCCUGCGUGUCCCUCCUCUGCCGUCCCGUGUGCAGACCUGCCUGCUGUGCCCCUGCCUCCUCCUGCCAGCCCAGCUGCUGCUGCCCGGCCUCCUCUGUGUCCCUCCUCUGCCGCCCAGCCUGCCUCCGCCCAGCCUCCUGUGUGUCCCUCCUCUGCCGUCCAUCCUGCCCGCGCCCAGCCUGCUGUGGCCUCUCUUUGGGCCAGAAGUCCAGCUGCUGA